AUGGAGUCGGUUCCCACCACUGUCUUUGUGUUCGCACCAUUGUCGGCGGUCAUCCUGCACGAAUUUGUCCUGCGACGAGUGGAAGUCGACCAUUUGACCCUUCAGAUUCUUGGACUAGCAAUUACCGUAUACUGGGUUCUCUUCUAUUACAUUGGAUUCGUCGCCACGACACUGGUGACGAGUUUCUUCUGGGUUCCACUGUGGCUGUACAUCGGAGCGUACCGUGCCUUUUUUCAUCCACUCAACGUCUAUCCGGGACCUUGGGCCGCGAAGCUAUCGCGAUGGUGGACUGUCAAACAGACGUAUGACAGUGGCCUCCAUUAUCAUCGGGUUCUGCAGCGGUUGCAGAGUCGGUAUGGCGACUAUGUUAGGACAGGGCCACGUGAGCUCACUAUUUUUGAUGCAGCUGCGAUUCAACCAAUUCUGGGAGCACAAUCAAGUACAUCGAAGGGUCCUUUCUUUGAUGUCAUGGAGAAGUCUUUACAUCUCAACCGCGACAAGGCAUUCCACCGCCAGCGUCGCAAGGUCUGGGACAACGCGAUGAAAAUAUCGCUUUCGGAAUAUGCGCCGCAGGUCGAGAACUUCACAGAUCAGCUGCUUACACGAUUGAGAAGCGAGGAAGGAAGAUCCAUUCCACUGUUUGAGUACGCGACAUACUACAGCUACGACGUCAUGGCAGCACUGGCUUUUGGCAAACCAAUGGGCUUCAUCAAAGGCGAGCAAAGUGAUGUCGCUGCUAGUAUUCUUGCUACUUUCACGAAUAGCGUCCAGGCGCUGGGAUACAUGUAUCAUAUGCCAUGGCUGAUGAACGCGAUUGGUGUACUUACCUCGUUCGCAGGACCCAUGAAGGAGUGGCGAGACUGGAGCGUCCGAGAUGCCAAACCCGACCUAAUCUCACACCUCAUAAACUCCACCCCCAAAACACCAGAAGGUCGCGAACUCCUCUACGGCGAAUCACGUCUCAUCAUUUCCGCCGGCAGCGAAACGACUUCCUCAACCUUGACCUUCCUCUUCAUGCACCUCGCUACACAUCCCCAUUAUAUAGCCGCUGUCCGCGCUGAGUUUCUUGCGAACAUCGACAAUUACGACUGCCAGCGCCCCAUGCCAAUGCUAGAAGCUGUAAUUCAGGAGUCAAUGCGCAUGUGGCCUUCAGUCUUUUUCGGUUCACAACGCGUUACACCUCCACAAGGCAUAGAGGUAAAUGGGCGCUUCAUCCCAGGGAACAUGAUUGUGCAUAUACCUCUAUUUCCCCUAUUUCACGAUGCAAGGAACUUCGUUGCACCUGAUCAGUUCAUUCCUGAGCGAUGGACGACGAAGCCUGAAUUGGUACUCAAUAGACAAGCGUUCAUACCGUUUUCGACUGGCUCGUAUAGCUGUGCAGGGAAGGCGCUGUCUUUGAUGGAACUGAGGAGUGUGAUCGGAAGGGUGGUCGCGGAGUUUGACAUUGUACUGGAUGAAGGAACUGAUGUAAACGCUUACUGGGAGGGUAUUCUGGACCAUUUCACUGCAGGAGCACCACCGAUGACGGUCAGGUUUCUCAGGGCGCGAUAG
This is a messenger RNA of Alternaria arborescens, 1551 nucleotides long. RefSeq lists its product as hypothetical. The transcript has 3 exons. Lineage: Eukaryota; Fungi; Ascomycota; Dothideomycetes; Pleosporales; Pleosporaceae. The coding region runs from base 1 to 1551 and encodes 516 amino acids. The record is from RefSeq and is a predicted model, not a curated record. Gene Ontology annotation, molecular function: iron ion binding; heme binding; monooxygenase activity.